AGCGCGCGAGGAAAAUAUUGUCGGCGUCGCGCGUACACUACACCCGGCAACGUUGUUCAACGGGGAAUAUAAAUACGGACGUCUUUAUAGCUAAACGGCCAGUCUCUCAUCGACGGACCGUCGAACUCUCGAGUCUAAUCUAGCAGAUAUCAGGCGGAUUAAGUUAUCUAUAUCACGAUGGCAAUCGUAGUCUUCGCUGUAUCCCUCAUGCUACUCGCUUCUCAGGCACAGGCUGAGUACAGCUGGGCAAUUCCAUGCCGCUCGGCAUUGCAGUGUGCAAGUGUUUUGGGAUCAGCGCAAAGCCCACAUUUGUUCAAAUGUGCCCAGGGUUAUUGUUUGUGCGCCAAUAUGACGACUCAAACGUACGACCUGUGCUCCAACAAGGACAUGAUUCUCACAGCUGGGGCCUCAGGACUGAGGCGCAACUGUACAGAUCGUGAGGAUUGUAGCUUAGUUGAGGGAGCGGAUUGUCUGAUUCCAGAACAGAACGACUCGAAGGACAAAUCUAAUAAAAUUUGUCUAUGUCAAUCGGACAGGGUGGAAAGUGAGGAUGGCCAGUCGUGUUUACCAGUGGUUGUGGAGGUUGGUGGGAAGUGUCUGGAACACUUACAAUGCACCAAACGACUUGGAGACGGCGCCGAGUGUUCGGAUGCACAAUGCCGUUGCAAACCUACUCACCAUUCCAAUAACUUCAAAUGCAUUCGUAAUUUAGGGUUUGGAGACCAGUGCAAAGUCGAGGAAGACGCCUGCUACGAUAAAAAUACGUUGAUGGGAGAGAAUCUGUUGAUUUGCACUAAAAACUACGGCUGUAGAUGCAAGAAACACUGGACUUACAACCAGGAGAGUCAACAUUGCGAGUUUUCAAGUGCAUCUCAGGCAGCUGUUCAUUUUGUAACUUUGUUGGUACUAAUUUUAAUAAUUGCGCUUUUUUAACGUUACGAGAAUAUCUCAAUUUUGUGAUACGAUUAAUUUACAAGUCUGUUGCGUAUUUUAUUGUUAAGCGUUUGUUUCUCGUAUUGUAUAUUUUUAAUUGUUAUAUUUUAAAUUGUUCUAGCGUAUUUUAAUACCUUGUUGCACUUUAAAUUUUCAAAUGUAUGUUUUAUUUAUACAAAUAAUUUUUGAUGAAAAUACUUUUUAUUGCGUUUGCUUGCGCGAUAUACAUAUAAUUUUCAUCUGCAUCUAAUUUGUUGAAUAAUUGUCAGUUGGAAUAAAAGUAAAUAUGAUUUUAUAUGUUGUCAUUUCUAUUUUAAAAUUAGUAAAGCUAUAUAUCAGUUA
Molecule: messenger RNA, 1275 nt
Organism: Phymastichus coffea
Lineage: Eukaryota; Metazoa; Arthropoda; Insecta; Hymenoptera; Eulophidae
Exons: 5
Coding region: 178-933 (251 amino acids)
Source: RefSeq, a predicted model, not a curated record